AUGUUUAUUAAUGAAUAUACUGAAAUUUCGUACGUGAAUAUUUUUAUGGUUCAACAUCCAUCUCAUACACUUUUACAACAAAAUGGUUUUACUCAACAAGUUUAUCUUAAAUAUAAACAAGAAUGUCUUGAUGGUAAAAAAGAAACAUUGAUUGUAGAGAAAAAAAAAGAUUAUUAGUUCAGUACAUAUUUACAAUAUUUCAAGAGAAACAAGCUACUGGUAAAAAAAAGAUUGAAAUUAUGUUGCAUUGAACGUAAAGAAAACGAGUCUUUUAAUGAAUAAAGAACAGUUAGCAUAUCUAAAAACAACAGUGAAAACUACUCUCCAGUAAAAAUCAGAGUCUAAAAAGACUUAUAUUCUUAUUUAAAUAGCUAAUAGAGAAUAUGUCUGUUGCUAUAAUUUUCAAAAAGAAAACAAAGAUUUUACUCUUUUAUGGAGUUUUUUUAAUAAAUACUAUCAUUCUUAUCUACAUGAUAAAUUUGAAAAGCAAUAAAAUAAUUGUCAACGAUUAAAAACACUAAGUUUCAUUAAUCGCCAAACUUUAUUAUUUCUAGGGAUGUACCGAGACCGAGACUGAACCGAGACUCUCGGUCCGAGCCGUCUCGGUCUCGGUUAGUCUCGGUCUCGGUCAGUCUCGGCUAGUCUCGGUCUCGGUCAGUCUCGGUCUCGGCUAGUCUCGGUCUCGUCCAGUCUCGGUCUCGGUAGUCUCGGACGAGACUCUCGGUCUCGGUUAUGGUUCUGAUUAUAAAUGUACCGAGAGUAAAUAUUCAUUGACAUAGAUGAGAAUUUUUCAUUUUCAAAUAUGCCCAGGAUUCCACAAGACGUUUCUUGCUAAUUGAUUCGUUUGCUUUCAUCUAGCUUUGUAUACAUAGGGACAGGCGGAUCACGAAAGGAAAAGACUACACCUUAUUUAGAUUCGAUGAAAAUUUUUGAAGUUUUCGAGUGGAAUGGACUUAAAUUUGCUCUUUUUCUUUCAUGAUCGAGCUGCCCCUAGUACGCACAGCUAGAUGAAAUUAAGGUGAUCAAUUAGCAACAAAUGUCUUGCAGAGUCUUGGCGGUUUUUGAAAACGAAAAAUCUUUAUCUGUAUCAAUGAAAUUUCAAUCUCAGUACAUUUCAUGGUCUCGUUAAAUUUUGAUCUUCACCUUAUAACCUUAUUAGUGAGGGAGUUUCAAAAAUUGAUUUUUGAUGGAAAAACUUAAUAUAUCGAAGUGUACGCGUGUUGUGCUAUUAUAUACAGUAAUCAGACGUUAGUUUUUAUCAUGGUUAUGGUAUCUUGACACAUAAAGAACCAUUCUUAAAGGUUCUGAAUAAUCUUCCCAUUCUACUUCAUUUUGUCUAGCCUCUAUCGAAACAAUAAUAUAUCUUGAAUUGGUCUCCACUUUAUAGACUUCCUUUGGAAAAAAAGUAUUAUUCAUACUUAAAUGGCUGAUUAUUGUUUUUAGUUAAAAAUAAUAAUGAUAAUGGAAGGAUUACAUUAUGCAGCGACUUUCACCUACUACUUGUAGCUGUUAGAUGCUCAUCAUUCACUCACAAUAGUAUUGUAUUGGUUUGGUUUUCAAUAGUACGAUCGACCAUCUGCCUUCAGCAUUGCUAUGUUAGAAGAUGUCUCUCAGAAAAUAGGAAACCUCUCUUCUUUUAUAAUGUAACGUCGCAUAUCAAUGACAUCUUUACUCUUCUUUUCUCAGUAGUACUUUCAUAAUAGCUAAAAAAAAACAUGAGACGGAAUAAGAGGCAGAGAACCACAUUACAUAAUGCUUUUUUUCGUUUUAAAAGAAUGAGGAGAAGAAUGAUAACAAAAGAAAAAAGAAAAAAAUGGACCGAAGAAGCAUACAUUUAUUAUCGAUAGAUAUCGUUCCAUUAUGAAAGAUAGUGUAAGGAUGAUUCUAAAGCUAGAAGAUUGAUCAAUAUGUGGAUCAUUAUACUAAAUUUAAAAAAGAGAAUGUGUACCGAAUAAAUGGUUGAAAGAGACAUUACUUAUGCUGUUUUUUAUGAAUACUUCUUCCUUUCAUAUUCUUUUGGGCAAAGGUAUUUAGAUAAUAAAUUCUAAAAAUAAAAUCUUUCUCUUUUAUACCAAAUCUUAUAUAUGACUUCUAUACUGCCUGACCCUAGAUGUGGAAGGUUUCAUAACUUAGAGUUGAGACAGUGCUUCAACUUACAAAAAAUUGCCAUUCGAGGUACGUUAAUCUUUUUAAAAACAAUUUUGCCCACCUAUGCUGUAUACGAAGAAGAAUAAUUAAAUCUUUGUGAGAUUCACAUCGAAUUCUAGACGUUACGAAUAAAGCUGAUAUCAUACUUGCCUUUACUAAAGAGCGAUAUGUAGAUAUGGAUGUACCGAGACUGAAGAUACACUAACAAAGAAGGCAAUUUUUCUCUAAGAGAAAUCCUCAAGACUAGAAGAUUUUUAUUUAUAGGUGCUCAGUUUGACUUAAUUUAUAUGUGCAUACAACUGGACAGUUCGGUUACAAUAGUAAAAGGUUGAGUCUCGGCCAACCUUGGUCAAAAUUUUGUUUUUUUCAACUGUUUGACCGAGACUGGCCAAGACUUGGCAUUUUACUCUCAUAAUUAGUCUGUGCAUUCGUAUGUAUAUAUAAAUUAAGUCAAGUUGAGCAACUCUAGAUAAAGAUCUCCUAAAGUUCUGGAAGUUCUUAGAGAAAAGUUUCCAUCUUUGUUAGGGAGUCUUCAGUCUCGGUAUAUCCCUACAUCAGUCUAGCUGAAAAGCUAAAAAACACAUCAAUUUUGAUCGGCUCUCGGACAUUCCUGGACUUGGUCGGGCUGUUGGUUUGUGCAAAGUGUCAGAUAGAACCGAGAGGAACAUUUCUUAAUGAAGCUUCCCUUAAGUCUCAUAGGGUUUCCUCAGAGAAAAAUGUUCAUCCAUGUAAAGAAAACUUGUGUCACUACGUCACAUAACGAAACUCAACGAUAUCGAGACCGAAACACACCGAGAUCGUGACAAGCCCAGACUGAGACCGAGACUGGCCGAGACCGAGACCGAGACAGACCGAGACCGAGACGGACCGAGACCGAGAC
This is a messenger RNA of Rotaria sordida, 3028 nucleotides long. NCBI's taxonomy places the organism in Eukaryota, Metazoa, Rotifera, Eurotatoria, Philodinida, Philodinidae. The record is from the annotation of a GenBank genome assembly.